ACUUGUCGCAUGCGCGACAAGUGCUGGUUUCUCAAAAUCGGAAGAGUUGCGCUACUGUAUAUACCGUGCUCUGGUCUCACGAGAAUCACGCGCGUCCGCUUAAAUAGGAAUAUGAAGGCUAGGACAGAUUUGUUGAAUGAUGCUGCGUGGAAUCAGCUGCAGAAAUACUUUGACAGCAAUGGCUCAAAGAUCAACAUUUAUAGCAUGUUCCAGGAGGAUCCCAAACGUUUCGAGAAAUUUAGCUUGGAACUUGGCACUCCACAAGACGGACCGAUAUUAUUAGAUUAUUCUAAGAACAAGAUCAACAAGGAAGUGCUCGAUUUGUUAUUUAAUUUGGCUCGUGCACGAGAGAUAGAAGCCGCGAGAGAUGCUAUGUUUAAUGCUGAAAAGAUCAAUUUCACAGAGAACAGAGCAGUUCUGCACAUUGCUCUGCGCAACAGAAGUAACAAGCCAAUAUUGCUGGAUGGAAAGGAUGUGAUGCCGGAUGUUAACGCUGUGUUGGAACACAUGAAGAGUUUUACAAACGAGAUAGUGACAAAAGAAUGGAAAGGAUUUACUGGCAAACCUAUUGAAGACGUCGUCAACAUUGGAAUUGGUGGCUCUGAUCUGGGUCCACUUAUGGUAACUGAAGCUUUGAAAGCAUACAGUAUCGGACCGAAAGUUCAUUUCGUUAGCAAUAUAGACGGCACUCACAUAGCCGAAACUCUGAAGAAAUUAAGUCCGGAGACAACUUUGUUUAUAAUAGCUUCCAAAACGUUCACCACGCAGGAAACUAUAACUAACGCAACCACUGCCAAGCAGUGGCUGUUGAAUGCAUUAAAAGAUGAAGCUGCGGUGGCGCGUCAUUUUGUAGCGUUAUCUACCAAUGAACAAAAAGUCAAAGAAUUCGGCAUUGACGUCAAGAACAUGUUUGGAUUCUGGGACUGGGUUGGCGGACGUUACUCGCUGUGGUCGGCUAUUGGUUUGUCAAUUUGUUUAUUUAUCGGGUUUGAUAAUUUUGAGAAGCUUUUGAGCGGAGCUCACUUUAUGGAUCAACAUUUCUCUACAGCGCCGUUGGAGCAAAAUGCUCCUGUUAUACUGGCCUUGCUCGGCGUAUGGUACCAUAACUUUUAUAAGGCUGAAACGCACGCGCUGUUACCGUAUGAUCAGUACCUGCAUAGAUUUGCAGCUUACUUUCAGCAAGGCGAUAUGGAAAGCAACGGGAAAUACGUUACUCGUUCGGGAAAAACUGUAAAUUAUUCUACCGGACCAAUUGUUUGGGGAGAACCGGGUACCAAUGGACAGCAUGCAUUUUAUCAGUUAUUGCAUCAAGGUACGAGACUCGUGCCAGCAGAUUUUAUAAUUCCUGUUCAAUCUCAGAAUCAGAUUGGUAACCAUCAUACAAUUUUGCUGGCCAAUUUCUUGGCACAAACCGAGGCUUUGAUGAAAGGCAAAAAUGAGACCGAGGCCCGUGCCGAGUUGCAAAAGUCGGGAUUGAGCGCCGAUAAAGUGGAAUCGUUGUUGCCGCAUAAGAUAUUUGAAGGAAACAGACCAACAAAUAGCAUUAUAGUAAAAAAAUUAACGCCAUUUGUUCUUGGUGCUUUGAUCGCAAUGUACGAACACAAAAUUUUUGUACAGGGUAUGAUCUGGGAUAUCAAUUCUUAUGAUCAAUGGGGGGUGGAAUUAGGAAAACAGUUGGCCAAGGCCAUCGAACCGGAGCUGACAAGUGCAGAAACUAUUACAAGUCAUGACUCAUCAACUAAUGGCUUGAUAGCGUUUGUUAAAUGUCAUAAAGUCUAAUUACGUAUUUAAAAGGCUUGAUAGCAUUUGCUGAAUAUCAUAGGGCCUAAAUACUUAUUUAGACAAGACACAGACGUAUGUUUGUCUAAUGAAACAUUUCAAACAAGCACAGCAAGAUAAAAAUAUAUAUACAUAUAUAUAAAUUAUACAAAUAAAAUUAUAAAAUAAAUGGGAUACUAAUGAAUUAUUUUAACUUGUGAAAAAAUAUUUAUAUUUAGUAAAUUAAACAUAGGUGAGCGUUAGAAUCAUAGUGCAACACAAUAUCUAUCUGCAAGUACAAAAUGUUACAGAAAUGAAAUGUUACAUAAGGAUAUGCAGCAAAAACCAACUGUAUGCCAAAUUAUUCCAAUAGAAUAUAUAUAUUCUAUAUUUCA
This is a messenger RNA of Pseudomyrmex gracilis, 2153 nucleotides long. RefSeq names its product glucose-6-phosphate isomerase (gene Pgi). The coding region runs from base 10 to 1779 and encodes 589 amino acids. Gene Ontology annotation, cellular component: cytosol. Gene Ontology annotation, molecular function: monosaccharide binding; glucose-6-phosphate isomerase activity; carbohydrate derivative binding. The transcript has 11 exons. The record is from RefSeq and is a predicted model, not a curated record. Gene Ontology annotation, biological process: gluconeogenesis; glycolytic process; glucose 6-phosphate metabolic process. Lineage: Eukaryota; Metazoa; Arthropoda; Insecta; Hymenoptera; Formicidae.